Cydia fagiglandana is the source of this 13917-nucleotide messenger RNA. It is a transcript of the gene Itpr, whose product is annotated as inositol 1,4,5-trisphosphate receptor. Gene Ontology annotation, cellular component: endoplasmic reticulum; membrane. Gene Ontology annotation, molecular function: inositol 1,4,5 trisphosphate binding; inositol 1,4,5-trisphosphate-gated calcium channel activity. Bases 250 to 8478 code for a protein of 2742 amino acids. The transcript has 60 exons. The record is from RefSeq and is a predicted model, not a curated record. Lineage: Eukaryota; Metazoa; Arthropoda; Insecta; Lepidoptera; Tortricidae. Gene Ontology annotation, biological process: calcium ion transmembrane transport.
UAAUUUGACUCGUGGAGUGGAGUGGACAUGACAGUAGCGUGGCAACACUGCGCAGUAGCGCGCCGUCGGCUCUUCUGUCGACGACUGUCGUAUUUCGGAAAUCAAAGUUUGCAUGUUUUUUCCUCGAAUUAUCGCUUUAAAUCCUUUGUUUAUUACAAACUGUCGUUCUAGUGAUUAUGUGUUAUCAUCUAGUGUGUGCCAGAGGUGUAUGAUAAGGGUGUCGUUGCAUGGUGGGGGCAAGGCGGCGAGAUGGGGGACAGCUUCCUGCACCAGGGGGACAUCGUGUCCCUCUACGCGGAGGGGACAGUCUCAGGCUUCCUCAGUACUUUAGGGUUGGUAGAUGACAGGUGCGUCGUCUGCCCGGAGGCGGGCGACCUCACUGAUCCGCCCAAAAAGUUCCGGGAUUGCCUGUUUAAAAUAUGUCCCAUGAACCGGUACUCGGCGCAGAAGCAAUUUUGGAACACGGCGAAGCAGUCGGCCAACAACAAUACAGACACGGGCCUGCUCAAGAGAUUACACCACGCAGCAGAGAUAGAGAAGAAGCAAAAUGAGUUGGAGAACAAGAAGUUGCUGGGCACCGUCGUGCAGUACGGCAGCGUGGUGCAGCUGCUGCACGUCAAGUCCAACAAGUACCUCACCGUAAACAAAAGACUGCCCGCGCUGCUUGAGAAAAACGCGAUGCGUGUCCAUCUAGACGCGAACGGAAACGAGGGCUCAUGGUUCUACGUGAUGCCUUUCUACAAGUUACGAUCUACGGGCGACAACGUGGUGGUAGGCGACAAAGUGAUAAUGAACCCCGUGAGCGCGGGCCAGCAAGUGCUACACGUGUCGUCCAACCACGAGCUACCCGACAACGCGGGCUGUAUGGAGGUCAACGUAGUAAACUCCUCAACCUCCUGGAAAGUAACCCUAUUCCUCGAACACAAGGAGAACCAAGAGGAGAUCCUCAAAGGCGGCGACGUGGUCCGCCUCUUCCACGCGGAACAGGAGAAGUUCCUCACCAUGGACGAGUACCAGAAGAGGCAGCAUGUGUUCCUGAGGACCACGGGGAGGUCUAGCGCCACAGCGGCCACUAGCAGCAAGGCGUUGUGGGAGAUAGAGGUAGAUAUAUUACUGUCUCUCUUCCACGGGGAACAGGAGUUCCUCACCAUGGACGAGUACCAGAAGAGGCAGCAUGUGUUCCUGAGGACCACGGGGAGGUCUAGCGCCACAGCGGCCACUAGCAGCAAGGCGUUGUGGGAGAUAGAGGUGGUCCAACACGACCCGUGUCGCGGCGGCGCGGGACACUGGAACUCUAUAUUCCGGUUUAAACACCUCGCCACCGGACACUACUUGGCUGCCGAAGCGUGCGUUAGACCACCAGACGCGCCACUAGACACAGGGGAGCCCGCAUACCAACUAGUCUCCGUGGCGCACUCCUCAGAAAUAGCCACGCUCUUCGAAUUGGACCCGACUACCAUGACUCACUCCGACGCGCCCGUACCGCAGAGUAGCUACGUCAGAUUACAACAUCUAUGCACGCACACAUGGGUGCAUUCGACGUCGAUACCUAUUGAUAAAGAUGAAGAAAAACCUGUCAUGUCUAAGGUGGGGUGUUCAGUGGUGAAAGAAGAUAAAGAAGCGUUUGCGCUGAUAUCCGUCUCUCCGAGCGAAGUGCGAGACCUCGACUUCGCGAAUGACGCCUGCAAAGUGCUUUCUGCGCUCUCGGGCAAGCUGCAGAACGGAAACAUAGAGCACAACGAGAGGAAAGCCCUGACCUGCCUCCUCCAAGACAUAGUUUACUUCAUAGCCGGCUUUGAAAACGAACCAAACAAGUCCGAGGCCCUGGAGCUGAUAGUGGAGAACCCGAACAGGGACCGCCAGAAGUUACUGCGAGAACAAUAUAUCCUGAGGCAACUGUUCAGGAUACUGCAGGGUCCAUUUCAAGAGUCAUCAGAGGGCGAAGCGUUCCUCAAGAUCGAGGAGCUCUGUGACGCUCGCUACGCUGCAUAUAAAUACAUCUUCAGGCUCUGUUACCGGAUACUGCGGCUCAGUCAACAGGACUAUCGGAAGAACCAGGAAUACAUAGCGAAACACUUCGGGUUCAUGCAGAAGCAGAUAGGCUACGACAUCCUAGCCGAAGAUACCAUCACUGCCUUACUACAUAACAAUCGGAAAUUACUGGAAAAGCACAUUACGGCCUCGGAGAUCGAGACCUUUGUAGGCCUCGUCCGCAAGAACAUGAAGACAUGGCAGUCCCGAUUCCUCGACUAUUUAAGCGACCUGUGCAUCUCCAACAAGAAGGCUAUCGCCGUCACACAAGAACUUAUCUGCAAGAGCGUGCUCUGUGCCAACAACUCCGACAUACUCAUCGAGACGAGGGUCGUCUCCACAAAAUACGAAAAAAGCAGCGGCUCCCCAAAGACUGACGAGGAAAUCAAACAGUACACUGUCGAAGACGAAGUCAUAUUGUUGUGGAACAACAAGAAGGAUUCCCGCCUACUAACGGAGCUAGCGGCCGAAGCCCGCGAGGAGCCCGCAGGCACGUCGGCCGCCAUCUUGGACUACUACCGCCACCAGCUCGACCUGUUCUCCAACAUGUGUCUCAACAGGCAGUACCUGGCCCUCAACACGCUGUCGCCGCAGUUGAAUAUACAGCUGAUACUCAAAUGCAUGUCGAACAACUUGCUGUCCCACGAACUGCGAGCGUCUUUCUGCCGUCUAAUGUUACAUCUACACGUCGACCGCGACCCUCAAGAGCCUGUCACACCUGUCAAAUACGCUCGUCUGUGGACAGAGGUGCCAGACCACAUACACAUCAAAGAUUACCAAUGCGUGAAAGGCGGCCCCGACGCGAACCGCGAGAAAGUCAAACAACAGUUCGCGUCCACCAUCGGCUUCGUGGAGAACUAUCUCUGCAACGUCGUCACAAGAACGUGGUACUUCAGUGACCACGAUCAGAAUAAAUUGACAUUUGAAGUGGUGAAGCUCGCGAGGGAACUGAUUUACUUUGGUUUCUACAGCUUUAGCAAUCUGCUGCGGCUAACGAAGACGCUGCUCAGCAUUCUGGACAGCGUGACCUCUGCUAUGGACCUCUUGAAUGAGACCAACGCCUUAUCAGGAGAAGUCGAAUCUGAAGGUGGAGUUCUUCGCAGCAUCGGCGAUAUGGGCGCCGUUAUGACGUCAAUAACGCUGGGAUCUGUCACUAGAAAUGCGGGCGGCGGCGGCGCAGGGGCGGCGGCUCCACGCAGCGCGAGCGCCGCGCUGGCCCGCGAGCACCCCCUCGUCAUGGACACCAAGCUCAAGAUCAUCGAGAUCCUGCAGUUCAUCCUAGAUGUCCGGCUGGACUACCGCAUCAGCUGUCUCCUCUCCAUCUUCAAGAAAGAGUUUGAGCAAGCCGGCGAGCGAGCAGACGUGGAGGCCAUAGGGCUACAAGCCGAAGGCAUAUUCAGUUGCAGGGACGGUCUCGACCUGGACGAGUGCGGAGGGCGCAUGGUGUUACGCGUGCUGCUGCAGUUGUGCUCUCAAGGGGCCUCGGCGGCCCUGGUGUCUGGGGCCCUCGCGUUGCUGUUCAGACACUUUAGUCAGCGGCAAGAAGUGUUGGCGGCCUUUAAACAGGUCCAACUGCUAGUGUCUGACGCUGACGUGGAAUCGUACAAGCAGAUCAAAGCAGACUUGGACCUCUUGCGCCAGAGCGUGGAGAAGUCCGAACUGUGGGUCUUCAAUAAAGGCCGCGCCGGCACGUUGGACGAACACGGAGGUGGAAUAGGCACGGUGGGUCCCGGCGGAGCGAUUCUAGAGCGCAACGCCUCCAUGGACAACGUUCUGGACACGUCGCGGACCGCCAAGCACGACAACAACGAGUACAAGAAAAUCAAACACAUACUACAACGCAUGAUUAAAUACUGCACCCACGGCAACAGCGGCGCCGCCACCAGCGGCAAGCCGCGGCGGCACGAGCAAAGACUCCUGCGCAAUAUAGGCGUGCACAACAUUGUGCUGGACCUACUGCAAGUCCCUCACGAUGAAGAUGACGCAGCCAUGGAUGAACUGCUCGCGUUGGCGCACGAGUUUCUCCAGCACUUCUGCCACGGCAACCAGCAGAACCAGGCCAUCCUGCACAAGCAUUUGGAUCUAUUCUUGAACGCUGGGAUCCGAGAAGCCCAGACGGUGUGCGCCAUCUUCAAAGACAACGCAACACUAUGCAGCCAUGAGGGCAACGAGAAAGUCGUCGCACACUUCGUCCACUGCAUCGAGUCCAGAGGCCGACGACCGGCCUAUCUACACUUCCUGAGGACCAUAGUACAUGCUGAUACCCAGUAUAUAAGGAGGAGUCAGGAUUUGGUCAUGCAAGAGAUGGUGAACGCAGGCGAAGACGUGCUGAUAUUCUACAACGAUCGGGUGUCGUUCAACAACUUCAUACAGAUGAUGCGCCAGUACAAGCAGACCAACGAGAUGCCAGAAGCCUUGAGAUACCACAUCCAGCUGGUGAAGCUGCUAACAUGUUGCACGAUGGGCAAGAACGUGUACACCGAGAUAAAAUGCCACAGCCUGUUGCCGCUCGACGACAUCGUCUCCAUGAUCACACACCCCGACUGUAUACCAGAGGUAAAAGAAGCGUACGUAGGCUUCCUAAACCACUGCUACAUCGACACCGAAGUGGAGAUGAAGGAGAUAUACUCCAGCAACUACAUGUGGGACUUGUUCGAGCGCUCGUUCCUACAAGACAUGCAGGCGAUACUACAAGGAGACGCGCAUUUGCAAGUCGCUGUCCCAGGCACGUCCGAGGAGCCCCCAGCUGCCACAUGCGGAGCACAGAAGGCCUGGGUGAACUACGUGACCGACGUGCUAGUUCAGACAAUAUGCACGUUCUUCAACUCGCCCUUCAGUGACCAGAGCACCACCGUGCAGACGCGGCAGUCCAUCUUCGUGAAGCUUCUACAGACCACAUUCCGCAUCUACCAGUGCCCCUGGCUGACUCCCCCGCAAAAGCUUAAUGUGGAGAAGUGCAUCCGGACCCUUAGCGAAGUCGCGAAAUCCCGCAGCAUAGCGAUACCCCUCGAGCUGGAAGGCAAGAUCCAGGCGGUGUUCGAGAAAGUGGCGCAGUUCUCCCGACAAACCAGCAAGUGGCUGCUCGCCUCCAAGACCUCCAAACUGGAGAAAAUGGCUUCUCAGUCGAACCUGCAAAACGACAGAUCAGUAAUGGAAGGUCUUCAAGAAAUAGUAGCACUGCUAGAAGAACAACUGCGACCACUGCUACAAGCAGAACUGUCGUUGCUUGUCGACAUCUUGUACAAACCACAUCUUCUGUUCACGAGUCCGGGCGAGGCCGCUGAAGAGAAUACGAGAGGCAUCUUUAUAUCCAGACUAAUCCGUCACACGGAGAAGCUUCUAGAAGAGAAGGAAGAGAAGCUGUGUGUCAAAGUGCUGCGGACGUUACGGGAGAUGAUGGCUGUCGAUCCGGAAUACGGGGAAAAGGGCAACCAACUCCGCAACAAGUUGCUCUCGCAAUACUUCGUCAACCGCAAGUCGGAGCCCAAGAUCCAGCCUCCGCCCAGCUCCAUCGCCGUGACUCACGGCCCUGGUGCGAAAGUCCUAAUGCGGACGGGGCAGACCCUGGCGCAAGUGCAGGUCCACCUGAACCACGAGGGCGCCUCGGACUUGGUGGUGGACCUCGUCAUCAAGAGCACCAACCGACCGGCCAUCUUCCUCGAGGCGAUACAGUUGGGUAUCGCGCUACUGGAAGGAGGCAACUCCACCAUCCAAUCGAGUAUUUUCACCAAACUGCAGAAUGGAGAAAUUUCACAAUCUUUCCUGAAGGUGUUUUACGACAAGAUGCGCGAAGCGCAGCAGGAGAUCAAAUCCCUCGCGGCGAGCACGUCCGCCGCGGCCACCGGCGACAAGCAGCGGCAGCACGCCGACAAACACAAGCAGCCUAUCACUGAUGGUAAAACCCCCACCGGGCCGCUGGUGGUGGGCGAGGAGAUGGACGACGAGGUGACCAGCGCGUGUGGCUCCGCUGUCCACGCUUACUCCGACAUACACACCAUGUCACACGGCACAACGGUCCUAGAAGAAAUAAUGGCGGAGAAGAAGCGAGAAGCCGGCAGUUCUGACGUGCUACCAGCUAAAGUGUCCGUAAUGAAGCCCAUCCUGCGGUUCCUGCAGCUGCUCUGCGAGAACCACAACCCGGACCUACAAAACCUCCUCCGCAACCAGAACAACAAAUCCAACUACAACCUGGUCUCCGAGACCCUCAUGUUCCUGGACUGCAUCUGUGGGUCCACCACCGGAGGCCUGGGGCUGCUGGGGCUGUACAUCAACGAGGGCAAUGUCGCACUUAUCAACCAGACGUUGGAGACCCUCACGGAGUACUGUCAAGGCCCCUGCCACGAGAACCAAAACUGCAUAGCGACGCACGAGAGCAACGGUCUCGACAUCAUCACCGCUCUCAUUCUGAACGACAUCAACCCCCUCGGCAAGACAAGGAUGGAGCUAGUGCUGGAACUGAAGAACAACGCUUCCAAACUCUUGCUCGCCAUUAUGGAGAGCAGGAACGACUCUGAGAAUAAUGCCGAGAGGAUACUUUAUAAUAUGAACCCACGCCAGCUGGUAGAUGUGGCGUGCUCUGCCUUCCAUCAGGAGCACGCGCCGGACGCGGACUCCGACUCGGAGGACGACGCGCCCGUGCAAGGCGUCUCUCCUAAGGAAGUGGGCCACAACAUCUACAUCCUGUGCCACCAGCUGGCCGGCCACAACAAGGAGCUGGCCGCGCUGGUGCGCGCCGCGCCCGGCGCCGCGCACCAGCACCAGCUCGCGCUGCAGUACUACCGUACUCACACGGCGCAGAUAGAGAUAGUCCGAACGGACCGCAGCAUGGAACAGAUAGUGUUCCCCAUCCCCGAGAUCUGCGAGUAUCUGCCCGCCGACAGUAAGCACCGCGUGCUGCAGACCGCCGAGCGAGACGACCAGGGCAGCAAGGUUGCAGACUUCUUUUCCCGUCUUGACAACCUCUUCCACGAGAUGAAAUGGCAAAAGAAGUUGAGAGGUCAACCUUUUCUGUUCUGGGUGUCGUCCUACAUGUCUCUAUGGAGCACCAUCUUAUUCAACUUCGCUGUUCUAAUCAACGUCAUCGUUGCUUUUUUCUAUCCAUUUCAAGAAGAAACCCCCAAGCUGGGCCAGCACCUAUCGCUGGUGGUGUGGUGCGUGUCCGCCAGCGCAGCGGCGCUGGUGACGUGGCUGCCGCGCUCGUCGGGCGUGCGCGCGCUGCUCGCCAGCGGCAUCGUGCGGCUCAUAUUCAGCGCCGGGCCCGAGCCGACCCUGUGGACCCUGGGCAUGCUCACGAUAGUGGUGAAGGGCGUCCACCUCGUCUCCAUCAUGGGCAACCAGGGCACUCUGUCCAAGGCCCCCCGCCGGGUCCUCCGGGACCCGGAGCUCCUCUACCACGGCGCGUACCUCGGCUUCUGCUUCAUGGGCAUCUGCUGGCACCCAUUCUUCUUCUCGGUGCUGCUUCUAGACAUUGUGUACCGCGAAGAGACCCUACUGAACGUGAUGCGAUCAGUGACACGCAACGGGCGCUCCAUCCUCCUGACGGCCGUCCUGGCGCUGGUGCUGGUCUACAUGUUCUCCAUCGUCGGCUACAUGUUCUUCCGCGACCACUUCCUGCUGAACGUCGACCGGCUGGACGACGACGACGACCCGCGCUACGACAUGGAUAAGUGCUCCGACGACGCCGCCAACAAGUACCUACACGACGGCACCCCGCAGUGCUCCCGCGGACGGUUCGUGUCCGUCGGCGGCGACAUACGCGAGCGCUCCUGCGACUCGCUCAUCAUGUGCAUAGUGAGCACGCUCAACCAGGGGCUGCGCAACGGCGGUGGCAUCGGCGAUGUGCUCCGAGCGCCCGCUAGCUGGGAGCCCCUGUUCGUGGCGCGGGUGGUGUACGACCUGCUGUUCUUCUUCGUGGUGAUCAUCAUCGUCCUCAACCUCAUCUUCGGCGUCAUCAUCGACACCUUCGCCGACCUGCGUAGCGAGAAACAGCAGAAGGAGCUCAUACUCAAGAACCAUUGUUUUAUUUGCGGACUGAACAGAUCAGCAUUCGACAACAAAACGGUCUCGUUCGAGGAACACAUAAAAAGCGAACACAACAUGUGGCACUACCUUUACUUCAUGGUGCUCGUGCGGGUCAAGGACCCCACCGAGUACACCGGCCCCGAGAGCUACGUGCACUCCAUGAUCAAGUCGAACAACCUGGAGUGGUUCCCUCGACUGCGCGCGCUGUCGCUGAUGGGCGGCGGCGAGGGCGAGGGCGGCGAGCUGGAGCUGCGCAACCUGCAGGCGCAGCUCGAGCGAGCGCAGGCCGCCGUGCGCGCGCUCACGGAACUACUCACGGAGCUGCGCGACCAGAUGACAGAGCAACGGAAGCAGAAGCAGCGCAUAGGGCUGCUCAACUCCACGUCCGCGUACCUCCAGACCCUGCAGAUGAACCUCCCGCCGUGAGAAUAGCGACCGGCACCGACAGUUCCGCGUGGGGACCGUGGCCAGCAGUCUUAACUAACUUGGCACCACCAGGCAAUAUUCUACUUUAUUUUCUAAGUAAUUGAGGAUAAUUUAGCUUAACUAACUUACAAUCUUAUUUUAAAAGCAUUUGGGAAUAAUUUUUAAACGUGUGAGGAUAAGAGCAUACCUUAGAGACUUGAAAAGGACAAAUUCUUUGUUGUCUGUGAUAUGACUUGACGUCGUUUGCGUAUUUGUGACAGUGAUACUGAUAACCUAUCAUCUGUUAUAGCUCUCUACAUAAAAGGAUAUUUUGAGCUUUGUAAUAUCACAAUCAAUUAAUUUUAAAAACGUUACUUUCGGAUUUAAAAAUGAUUGAAUUGACUGUAAAUUAACUUACAAUCGACGCGCAAGUAUAUCCUCAAAUGCUACGAGUAUCAAAUAAUUAUUUCCAAACCUAAGUAAAGUAUCCUAGAUUUAUUCUGCAGUUCUCAAUUAAGUCACAAUUAUGUGUAACAAUUUAUUUUUCCAAAUUUUAAUUGUUAGGUUGUUAAGAUUGGGCCAGAGUCCCCACGCCGGCGUAUUGCGACUUAACGUCAUAUUGCAAAUGAGAGUCGCUCUGUCACUCCUACCGUGCAACGGUUACCCAUCCUCAAGUAAGAGAAAUCAUUUACUCUUCACAAAAUGGACUAGAUUUUGAACUAUUAGACAAAAUAUUGAAAUAAAAGAAUCGGUACGUUGAAAUGUCUUAAGCGAAGAUUUAAAGUUAAUGUUUGUAAAGAAUUAUUUUUUUAUAAGUAUGUUACCGAAUUACUGUUUAGGUAAAGUUGGGUUUUUUGGUACCGUCAAUGCGAUUAAUAUUCUGUCAAAUAAUUCAGCUCUAAAAUGAAAUCUUGAUUAUGCUCAAUCGUGGAAAGCAAUAUUUACUAUAAAUUAAGGUAACUCGUUAGAAUUACUUUAUAAUGUGUCAAAUCAAAUAUUCAUCCUAUCUACUGCUCGCACAAUCAAGUAUAGACCUUAUGGUAUAUAAAUUAAGGAUCAAAUUCGAUUCAAACAUGAUUCCGAAAUACGUAUAUAUUGACAAUUUUAAAGUUGACAAUGACAUAUGAACUCUAAAAAUAAGAAAAUGUUAGUCAAAUUUUAACGUAGAAACUCUACAGAUCUUAUGAUGUAGGGUGAUUGCCAAUUGGAAAUUUUUAAGAUUUCUGAUCGGCUGACAAUUGGUGUUGUAAUAUACUACUAAAGGUAGUGAAGUAGUGUGUAGAUAUAUAUGAAUUGUACACGGAAGGUGUAAGAGAGAUUUAUUAUUACGUAAACUCCCAUUGCACAAGUUUCAAUAUGAUAUUUACAGAUAGAAGAUACUUAUAAACUGGAAAAUGAACCUUAGCACCUCGCAAUAAGGUUAAUUUUACUACUUUAUCGCAAGGUGCACGUGUCAUUUCCACCACAAAUAUUUAAAGAUUUUACCAAAUAUUCUGAAUUUUGAAAAAUAGCUAAAUAUUUAUUGGAAUUAAAUCAUUGCAGUGGAUUGUGAAAAACUGUUAACGUAAGUCCGUUGUACCUAAACAGAGGGCCUACCGCGAACCACGAUCCACGUGUUGCCUCUCUGUCGCACUUCUAAAUUCGUACGUAAGUAUGACAGGGAGGCAUCGCGUCGACCGUGGUUCACAGUAGGCCCCCAGACUACCGACACAUCUUUUGACAAUUAGCCUGCUAAACAUAUUACGAUAUCUUCGGGAACUUUGCUAAUGGGAAACACUAAAUUGGAAUCAUUCUUAUGCGGAGUUACUAUUUUAAGCUAAACGGGUAGACGUAGACAGUUAGACAUAUCUUCGAUCAAUGAUAUUCGAUAUAUGCAUAGUUAGUACGUCUUAUUACACUCUGUGUUUCAUGGGGUUUUAUACAUUUAUGGGACUUGGAACAGAACAUUGUAUUUAUUUAUUCAGUCUUCCUAUCGACGCUAUAUCACUUCAGCAAUGAUAAUUGAAGUUCGUUUCUAAGUUAUAAAUUAUGUAUUAAGUCGUUUUAUGACAGACAAUUUUAUAUUCUGGGAAUCGAAGGGUAAUAUAUACUUUGGACCUAUCGGAAAUCAACAAAAGUGUUAUUUAUCAGAGAUAAAGCAAAUACGGCGUCAGUAUCAGUAAUGUUACCAAUGCCAAUAUAAAGUUAUAAUUCUACCUAUUAUGUACGUAAUUAAAAAAAGAUACUUUAAAAAUAACACGUUUAGAAGGUCCAUAUUUGUAUAAAAAACCAAUUUGGGUAUCCUCUUCGGCGAAACGUCCACUAAUGAGGGAGGGAUGGUAGACCCUUGUUCUGACGUUCGUGUUCAAUUAGAACAAAUUUCAUCGUUCUAGUGUCCGGUACAGGGAUAGAAAAGUCUAUGUCAUGCAUGGAGAUAUUAUUACUAUAGAGAAGCUAUACCAAACAAUGAAAUUGUCGCAAUCACAACCUGUAUCACGCGAAUAAAGAAUAAACGUCGUAAGCGCCUUAAAAUUCAUGGCACUUACGCGUUUAGGUCGCGAGACUCACGCUCCGCUUCUAUGAAUAUAAUACAACAUCAAUUCAUGGCGCAGAAUACUUGUUCUCUGUGCCGGUCUUACUCGAAUACGUUAGUAAUAAUAGUUCAAUUAUGUCAUGACAUUUUUGUGAAAUACAUAUACUAUUGUUUUUGUCUUUAAUAAGAUAAUUAACGCGAAGUAAUUAAAUUAAGUCUUUGUUAUCGACCACCUUUAUCUUGUCCGUGGUUUAUUUUUGUAUGUAAUCAUUAUACACUAUCAAUGUUAACGAUUUAGAUAUUGAGAUAGGAACGUAAUGAGUCAUCCUUAAAACUCUUCCGAAAAUAAACGCUAUAUGCAUGGUUAAACAUAAACUUUUCUAUCCCCAAUCGGUUUAGUGUUCAAAGAUUAGAAUAUAUAAUUGUUGUCGGGGAGCUUCGUCCUGUUUCCGCCGUCUCGGCACUUCUGUUCACGUAGGGUAGUUGUUAGUGUUGAUUAUUAUGUAUGAUAUUACCGCGGUCCAACUUACUCUAGGAUUUCUAUUUCUACCGUGUGCUAUAUCUUAUCUGUUUCUCCUUACAUUUAUAUUUAUUAGAUAUUAUAAUUCUACAUAAAAUAAUAUACGAUGCUAUUGCCAGUCGAAAUAUUAAUGUCAGGAAAGUGAAUAACAAUUUAGUGCAUAUGGGUACUAAUGUUUUUACUGUUUUCUUAACCUUUUAAAUACUUAUUUUUAAAGUACGUUGAUUAGAAAACGUAUCUUAGUAUUGAAAUUGAAAGCCUUUAACUAUUGUUAAAUCGUGAUAUUUUACAACUAUGGGCAACGUGAGUAUUUAAAGGGUUAAAUUCUUGUUGUUAUCACUGUUAACCCUUCCAUUGUUAGUACAGUCAGCAUUAUAUAAAUAUACUUCCGUAGCCGACUGUACCGAAGCUCCCCUAAUUUCGGAUGUGCAAUAAGUAAUAGCUCAAAAUCUGUUACCUAUUUACAUUAGUUAGAGAGUAUCUAAGUUUAUUCGAAUCUUGUAAAGAUCUGUAUCGUGUGGCUAAAUUGUAUUUUUGUUAAUUAUAUUAUUGUAUGGAUAGUGUACGGGUGUGUCAUUAUUACGUUUGUAAUCUAUGUACACCCUGUUUGGUAGCCGCUGAUAUUGCUUUUAACACUAAACAUAAAAAUUAUUGAAAAAAAUGUAUGAGUUAAUGUUUUAAUGUGUUAACUGAUAUUUAGAAUAAUAUCUUAUUGCAACGCCAUACAAGUCCACAGAUUGUCAGUGAAGUGUCACAGUUAGUAUAUUAAUGUCUCGUGUCACGUGAGACCGAGGUCUCCUUAAAGCUAGAGUGAACAGGCUAUUCCUGAACCGGUGAGCUCUAUCUUAGGCUCUGUCUUCACUUUCCAUCAGGUGACUAGUGCCAAUCGCCGAUCAGUUUAUUAUAAAAAAAAAACGUGAAUUCGUCAGAAAAAUACGCGUUAUCAAGGGUAAUUAUUCACGUGAGGCCGCUUAUUUAUGACACAUCAACAUGUAAUCGUAAAAUGUUUGUAAUCAUAAAUUAACUGUUAGUCACUGUUCUUAGGGUCGGUUGCACCAAACUGUUUGUCAUCGUUAAAGUCUUUGCUUUUUAUUGUAUGGAAAGUUUCAUAGUAAACCACCGCGGCGCGCCGAGCGACGUUGAUCAGUCUGUCACGUGUGGAUGGUGCAACUGGCACUUACUGUAAAAGUGACAUGUUCGGACUUCUAUAGCGUCCAUACUCAGAACGAGUUGACCGCGACGCGCUACGCAUGUUUUUUCAUAAUCAACAAAUGUUGAGUUUUUUAGAUGUUAUUAGCGACUAUUUUAGUACCUACCUAAUUCAGUGCUAGUUGCAAUAUUAGCGGCUUUGAGUUAGUUUAAGUGAAAGUUUUCGACGAGAGUUGUUCAGUAAAUGACAAAUAGUUUAAUUACGGAAUUGGAUCUAACGUAGGGUUAAUAUCGAAUAAGAACACUGUUUCUAGGUACUCACUGUCUGUUAUGGCUGUAGGAAUAAUUAAAUUAAAGUGUAUUUAAAAAAAUCUAAAAGAUUACUUAAAGAUCUUACUAGCUUAGCUAUGAUGUUUUUGCCAUCGUAGUUUUUCAUUAAGCACCAUUUUUUUAGUUUAUGUAUAAUAGUAUUUUAAACUUUGUACUUAUUUUAUUUCUAUACCUUAUUUAUGUGUACCGAAACUACACUAGUUAAUUUUUUCGAUAUUUGAUUUAGUGACAUGAAUCUAUCUUCUUAAUAAGUUUAUUUGUUAGUUUCGUACUCUACAGCCAAAACACGCCAAUGAGCAUUUUCAAAACCAGUGCCAUCUCUAGUGCCGCGACAUACAGACAAGCAAACAUACAUGCCAAAUACACUUCCUUACCCCUGUGUACUUAACUCUUUUAUUGUAAAAUGUAUUUUUAAUAUCGUAUUUUUAGUCGAAAGGCUAUGAUAUAUUUUAUCAGUGACUGUUUCUACUUCUUUCGACUUAUUACCUCUUUUCGAUCUUCCUUAGAAAAUCUAACCAAAAAAUCGUUAUUUUUGUUAUUGUCUUUAACAUUCCCAAUGUUUCUUUAUUACUAUCGAAUUUUAUAUAAAUCUGUUACUAGCCUUCUAGAUCUCUAUCGAUCCAAGUGAAUCUAUAUCUAUAUACAUAGAAAAGAUUUAUAGCAAUAUUAUGGUAUUUAUUGCACAGAUACAUUCCUAGUGUAUUUUUUAUAUAAUUUAUUCUAUUUAAACUAGCGUUGAUCUGUAUUUUGGAAUCUAAAAGCUAAGUUAUUGGAUCUUAUAUUUGUACUAACGUAGACGGGCGGCGACACGAUCCGACACGAUUAGUCAUGUCGUUCACGUGUCGUGUCGUGUCGUGCGUCGCUCUCGCGGUGUUUUAUUGUGAUUGCCGUUGUGAUGUACGCAAUAAAACAUGUUUUGUUUUACUGAAAAAUAAAGAUAUGGCACAAA